AUGAAUCCACCGCCCCUCUACUCCACCUGCAAAAUGUCUGCUCCUGCUGCUUUCUCCGACAUCUCCAAGGCGGCCAACGACCUCCUUAACAAGGACUUCUACCACGUCAGCCCUGCUAGCCUUGAGGUUAAGUCUAAGGCUCCCAAUGGCGUCACCUUCAACGUGAAGGGCAAGUCUGCCCAUGAGGGUCCUAUUGCUGGCUCUCUCGAGGCCAAAUACGUCGACAAGCCUACCGGUCUCACCCUCACCCAGGCUUGGACCACCGCUAAUGCCCUCGACACCAAGCUCGAGCUCGACAACAACGUCGCCAAGGGUCUCAAGGCUGAGAUCCUCACCCAGUACCUCCCCACCAAGCAGUCCAAGGGUGCCAAGCUCAACCUCUACUUCCAGCAACCCAACCUGCAUGCCCGUGCUUUCUUCGACCUCCUCAGCGGCCCCACUGCCAACUUCGACGCUGUCCUCGGCCACGAGGGUUUUGUUGUCGGUGCUGAGGGUGGCUACGACGUCCAGAAGGCUGCCAUUACCAAGUACUCCGCUGCCAUCGGCUACAGCGUUCCCCAGUACACUGCCGCCAUCACCGCUGGCAACAACCUGAGCGUUUUCUCCGCCAGCUACUACCACCGCGUCAACGCUCAGGUUGAGGCUGGUGCCAAGGCUACCUGGGACUCCAAGGCCGGUAACUCCGUCGGUCUCGAGGUUGCCAGCAAGUACCGUCUCGACCCCUCUUCUUUCGCCAAGGCCAAGAUCAACGACCGUGGUAUUGCCGCCCUGGCUUACAACGUUCUCCUCCGCCCUGGUGUCACCCUCGGCCUUGGUGCUUCCUUUGAUACCCAGAACCUGAACCAAGCCGCCCACAAGGUCGGCGCCAACUUCACCUUCGAGUCCUAA
Molecule: messenger RNA, 888 nt
Organism: Aspergillus chevalieri
Lineage: Eukaryota; Fungi; Ascomycota; Eurotiomycetes; Eurotiales; Aspergillaceae
Product: porin
Exons: 6
Coding region: 1-888 (295 amino acids)
Biological process (GO): monoatomic anion transmembrane transport
Cellular component (GO): mitochondrial outer membrane
Molecular function (GO): voltage-gated monoatomic anion channel activity
Source: RefSeq, a predicted model, not a curated record